Messenger RNA from Truncatella angustata, 1972 nucleotides. RefSeq lists its product as uncharacterized. The record is from RefSeq and is a predicted model, not a curated record. The transcript has a single exon. The coding region runs from base 161 to 1951 and encodes 596 amino acids. NCBI's taxonomy places the organism in Eukaryota, Fungi, Ascomycota, Sordariomycetes, Amphisphaeriales, Sporocadaceae.
AAAUAUAUCUAUUCUUUUUUGUUUCUAUUGUCACGCAUCCAUUGUGAUAUGUUUACUAACUCUACUCAACACGACCUUGAACACCCCUGGCGCAUCCUAUCGAUCUACUCCUCCAACGCAACGCACACUUCAGUAGCAUGGUUGAGCGAGUUUGUCCAUCAUGAAGUUUGGAAGCAUGACUAGCAUUACAAUGGAGCAACCCGACGAUCCAUCUCACCAGAUAGGUUCUCUUAAUGGCUGCCCGGAGAAAAGUACGGGACGUCUUGUCCGGAUUAUUGAGGAAUACCCCCUGGACAAAAAUGCAGGAGUCAACUCGCAACAGAGGCAUAUCUUUGACCCGGUUAUGCCUGGCCUGCAAACAGCGGCAUCACGCUGGCUUGAUGCCCACUUUCCUCAUGGCCGACAGAAGACGCUGCUGUUUCUGAGCCUCUUCCUGACCUGGCUGCUGGCAUUUGCCGUUCUAUCAGAUCGAAGUAUGGCCCUCGCCAAGGUCGACGGAGCAUAUCAGCCAGUACGACAGCUGAGUUGUACCGAGUCCCUGUGGCUACCUGGCAACGGAUGCGGAGAGGACGGCGAAAAUUGUCCAGCCACGUCCAAGCCCAUGGCGUUCCGCUGCCCAGCGAAUUGCGCGAGCGUCAAACUUCAAGAACCACACCUUGUAGGGUCUCAGCGAAUAGUAAAUCAGCCUCUGGCCAUUGGCGGGCCAGUUUACCGCGCUGAUUCAUGGAUAUGCGCCUCGGCCGUUCACUUCGGCAUCGUCGACGACGCGAAAGGUGGGUGCGGAGUUCUCUCCCGCAUGGGCCAGACGAAUACCUUCCCGGGGUCGAGGAUGAACGGUAUCGUCUCGGUUGCGGUUCGGACCUACUUUCCGCAGUCGUUCAAGUUUCAGUUUGACUCGGGAUUCGAGUGUCAUAGCAAGGAACAGAGUCGGAUGCUGCCGUAUAUAUCCAUUGCGUUCACAAUGGUGGUCUUUCUGUUCAGUAACACGCCAUUACUUCCUUUCUGCGUUGCCAUAGGAACUGGUUUGAUGCACUCCAUAGCUCUCUUGGGUGUUGGCAGGAGCGAGAGUGACGCGCCGACUGUGCAAAGUGGUUCGCCAAAUUUUCGGCAAACCCUGAUCACUGCCACCAUCCAGUAUGCGCCGGUGCUUCUUUGCGCCACUCUAAUAUACAGACAUGUGGUCAGGCGGACUUUGAGCAAGGUCGCUCCAAUAGAGAAGACCGUCUUGUGGCUUGGUUCCUUCUGGGUCGGGUUGAUCAUAAGCCAUGAUUUGCAACAGAAGAUCUUCGCGGUUCCCAGUUUGGUGGCCCUAGUUGCACUCCAUCAGAUGUACUAUCUGCAUGAAGAGGGAACUCUUCCGAGGUCCUUAGCACUGUAUGCUGCUUCUUUGUCUACUCUUGCUAUCUCUUUGGCCUUUCGUGGCGUUCCCGCACAUCUGUUGCCGCUCGCUUUUCUCCUGCUGCCGGGAACUGCCGUCUUGACGAGGCCCAAUCUAGCAUAUCAGGGCCUCCUGGCCGGACUUCUGGUCCAGGGACUCGCUCAGAGGGGUCUAUUUUAUUCGGUGGAAAUCUUCACGACUCCAACUUCAGCGGUAGAUCUAUCCGUAGUUGCCGCAGUCGCCCCGCCAGAAGUCCUCAAACCGGUGAUCCACUUGAACGACGCUUCGUCUAAUAUUACUUUCACCUGGCGUACGCCGGUACCAAUCGAAACGGACGGGAUUAGCAUGCUGAUAAACGAUGUUGAGAGGGCAAGAUAUUCUUUCGCCAGCCAGGAAUCGGACAGGUUUGAGUGGGUGCGCACACCGCAAGCCGUACCGGACUUUGUCCGGUUCAGCUGGGUCAAGGAGAGUGCACUAUUAGGUUAUGGAGAUGCUGGUAUUUGGAAAGCCGAUGGAUUCUGGACAGGAAUAGGUGGAGCUGACAUAUCGCAUGAUGCAAAACGUUUGUCAUGAGCAUAUUUAUUUUAUUACAAG